ACUGAAUCGUCUAAACAGUACACUUUUCAGCGGACGUUUUGUCAGUUUUAUCUGUUUUCGUGAUAUGAAGGGAGCAGCUGAUUCUGAGUAUUCGAUUAUAAAGUCCAAGUGUGUUUUCCUUGGAGAACAUGGAGCGGGAAAAACAUCAAUCAUACUACGUUUCAUGCACGAUACAUUCGAUCCAGCUUAUCAUGCUACGAUAGGCAUUGACUUUGUUUCUAAAACUCUUUGUUUCAACGAAAAAUCAAUACGUUUGCAGUUGUGGGAUACAGCUGGUCAGGAAAGGUUUAGCAGUCUCAUUCCUAGCUAUAUAAAGGAUUCAUCUGUGGCGAUUGUUGUUUAUGACGUCACAAGUCGUGAAUCAUUUGUCAGAGCUGAUAAAUGGAUCGCAGAAAUCCGCACUGAACGUCCAUCAAAAACAUUGGUUUUUCUCGUCGGCAACAAAGUUGAUUUAGAAGACAAACGAGUCGUAACGACUGAAGAAGCAGCUAAGAAAGCUGAAAAAGAAAACUUAUUCUUUGUUGAAACGAGUGCAAAAACAGAUUUUCAAAUAAAGAAGUUAUUUGAUGAAGUUGUAGUAGAAAUCGUUAAUAGUAUAAAUAAUUCAAAAGAAAAUGAACAAAUCAUCAACAACAAUGUUGUUGUCUAAUCUAAAAGAUACUUCUCUAUGAUGUAUGUUAGCUGUAUUCUCUACUUCUAUUUUGUUGUUGUUUGUCUAUAUGUAAACUGAUUAUUACCAUUAUUAUUGGAAUGUGCUUGUACAUAAAUGCUUAUAUAAACAAAAAAAAGUACUAAAGUAAAUUUAUAAAUGAUGAACAAAUUACACAUUGUAUCUAAUGUACAUUUUUUAUUUAAAUGAUCCAUAAUAAUAAAACAGUUUAUUGAUCUUAACUAUAUAUGAUUGUUUUCAUUGAUGAUAAUUUGAUGUUUUACGCUUCUUUUAAAUAAAUAAUGAUUUCAUUCAGUUAAGAGUGAAAUCACACAUACACACACACUUCGACUAAUUGUAUGAUAGUAAUUUAAUAAUGAUAAAUUUAAAUAAUUAGUUGGUUAUGGUUUGUUAUCAGUUCGAUAGUUAGUUAGUUAGUAAGUUCUGACAGCCUAUUGAUAUUAGCUAAUGAUGAAACUGUGAAAAGCUUGAAGAAAUACAGGAAAGUUAUGUCAUUCAUUAUACGAAUAUUCGUCAAGAUUAGAACCAAUAGUUUAAUUAUCAAUACAUGAAAUAUUACAUUUACGAAAUUAUAUUUUAUUGUAAUGGGUUGUUUAAUUAUUCUAUUCGUGGAUUGGUUGAAGUUACACAUUAGCACUAUUGGAUACCGACCAGCUCAGUGGUUUAGAGGUUAAAUGUUCGCUCGCGAGACUGAUAGGUCUUGGGUUCGAAUAUUGCGGAGGUAGGGAUCGUCGAUGGGCAAUGCUAAGGAGUCCCACAAUAGGACGAAAUGGCCGUCCAGUAGUUUCAGAUUUUCCAUGGUGGUUUAGCUUCAAUUGACUCAUGAUUUCAACUAUUGAACUUAUUCCAUUGUUAAAAUUCCAUCGAAAUUUCUAUAAAUUUCAUUUUGAUUUUGCAAAAUAUAUUAUAACUGUACAUUUAAAUUGAUGUGUACUUCUAAGUUUGAUUAAGAUACACUGGAUUGAACAAUUAGUCUUUCAGUUUAUUAACCUUAGUGUAUCCACACAAUGAAUCCACCGGACAUCGAAGCAGCACACACAGAUCUUCCUGUAGAUGUCAAUGCACCAACGACGGAAGAAAUCACAAUGGCUAUCGGACAAAUCGAGAGCGGGAAAGCAGUAGGACCCGACAAUAUACCAGCUGAAGCACUGAAGUCAGACAUUGAAGUAACUACAAACAUGCUUCAUCUUCUAUUUAAGAAGAUUUGGGGGGGAGGAACAAGUGCUGAUGGGCUGGAAAGAAGGACACCUCAUCAAGAUUCCAAAUAAAGGAGAUCUGAGCAAGUGUGAAAAUUACAGAGGCAUUACACUACUGUCAAUACCAGGAAAAGUCUUUAACAGAGUGUUACUAAACAGGAUGAAAGACGCAGUAGACGCUGAACUUC
Messenger RNA from Schistosoma spindalis, 2054 nucleotides. Lineage: Eukaryota; Metazoa; Platyhelminthes; Trematoda; Strigeidida; Schistosomatidae. The record is from the annotation of a GenBank genome assembly.